Messenger RNA from Staurois parvus, 347 nucleotides. NCBI's taxonomy places the organism in Eukaryota, Metazoa, Chordata, Amphibia, Anura, Ranidae. The record is from the annotation of a GenBank genome assembly.
AUGGGGCCCCUGGGCAAUAGGGGAUCAUGGGGCCCCUGUGUCUUUACCCAAACUCAAAAAAGCCUAAGAAAAAGGUACCAGGGGCAUCUCAUGGGACCCCCUACUGCCCUUGGGCACACAAAAUUCCUGACAUGAUCAUACCGCCAGGGAGGUUAAAAAAUAGUAUAGACCAGGGGCGGACUGACAACUCAUGGGGUCCCCGGGCAAUAGAGGAUCAUGGGGCCCCUGUGUCCUUGCCCACACUCAAAAAAGCCUAUGAAAAGGUACCAGGGGCAUCUCAUGGGGCCCCCUACUGACCCCGGGCCCUCGGGCAGUGCCCGAAUUUCCAAAUGGUCAGUCUGGCCCUG